AUGCUGAACCCAAACGAAGAAGAAGUGAACACAGAAGAAAUCUCGAUGGCCACAAUUUUGGAUUUAAAACCACCACCUCCGUUUGAUGCAGAGGGUGAUAAUUCCUCGCUAGCCCAACGCUGGAAAGAAUGGCGAGAACGUUUUAAUAUGUAUACAGUAGCUGCCAACAUCAAGGAUGAUGCACAGAAACGCGCAAUGUUAUUGUAUGUAGCUGGCCCGUCGGUUCAUAAAAUAUUCAAAACACUACAAGACACCGGGACAGAUUUCAAAACAACUCUAGAGAAGCUCGACGAAUAUUUUCAGCCACAAAAGAACGUAAUAUAUGAACGCUAUGUGUUUAAACAGACACAUCCAACGCCUGGAGAAUCGGUAGACAGCUACAUAACUCGUCUACGUACACUAGCCGAAACGUGUGAAUUCGAAAGCGCCGAGAAUGAAACACGCGAUCAGUUUGUUAUGGCAUGCUCGUCUCAUGGAUUUCGUACGAAGCUUUUACGCGAGACAGAUCUGACAUGGGCUAAGCUUAUUACCAUUUCGCGAGCGAAGGAAUUAGCAGAAAAACCAGCGUCGAAUAUCUCGGGACACAAUAAAUCUCGGAACAAUGUUAAUCGUGUAAAAGACGAGGGAAAUGACGAAGCUAAAGACAAGGUAAGACAUGCUAAAUAUGUACCAAAACCACACAAACAAAAUCAAUGCCGAAAUUGUGGAAAUGAAUUUAAAUAAGGGCAUAAAGAUGUCUGUCCUGCGAAGGGCAAAACCUGUAGAGCUUGUGGAAAGCUCAAUCAUUUCGCUACAGUUUGUCGAAGUCGAAAAAAUCCCCCGAAAGAUAGUAAGAAAGAUUCGAGAGAGUCUGUGAGAGUUGCACAACAACAAACCCAAUAACAAAGCCCUCCUAAGUCGUCCGACGAUGAGUAUACUUUUGCUGUUUCAUCAUCAAAAAUAACUAACAUUCAAAUACAGAUCAAUGGGACCCCUAUCGCUGUGACUAUCGAUUCAGGAGCGACGACAAAUAUUCUUGAUAGUGAAGCAUUCGCUUGUAUUAGGAAAAGAAAUAAACAUGUACAAUUAGAGCCAACACAAACAAAUAUAUAUGCAUAUAAUGCCGUUCUGCCCUUGCCAUUGCUCGGAAAAUGUCGUUUAGCGGUUGAAUCGAAUGGAAAGCGUACAAUAUCGACGUUUUAUGUUGUCAACGGCAAAGCGGGAUCACUUCUCGGUAAUGAAACAGCCGCAGAGUUAGGUAUUUUAAAAAUAAAAGUUAACGAAGUCUCUAAAUUUCAUAGCAUGAAAACAACCGGAAGUCGAGGUAGGAAUGAAAUCAACACCGGAAGCCACUCAAACGGAAGUGACGCGAACAGUCAAAGUGACUCCGGAAAUCGAGAAAUAAGGGACAGAAAUAGCAUGAAAAACAUUGACAUUAAUACACAGAAAAUUUUAGAUAAAUUUCCAGAACUCUCUGACGGAAUAGAGUGUUUCAAAUGUCUCACAAAUUACAAGAACGCAAGUGAAGAAGACCAGAAUGAUGAAGAAGACGAUUUUGACGACGGCAUAGUAGAAAACCAGCAACCAACAUCAGUUGAAGAGCAACAACCAGAUCUACAACGAAGGUAUUGUCUUAUUAGACAAAAUCGAAGACCACCGGACUUUUAUAGAAGUUAGACAUGUUAAAACUAGUUAAAUAAUUACUGGUAAAGCGGACACGUAGACUUUAUAAGGUAAUAAGCAAUAAACGGCAAUUAACAUUAAUGAGUUAUUUUAAAGAAAAGCAGGGAUGUAAUGUAGUCACGUCAUGUAACGUGGUGUAAUAUAUAUUUAGGUAUCAGAAAGAGACCACGUGUAAGAAAAUAGGGUUUUGAUAUUGAAGGCAAUAAAAGUACAUUUUUAUACUGUACAACUUGUACUAAAGAGAUACAUUAUACCGUACACUUUAUUUUAACUGCUAUUUAGAUAGAAUACUAUUGUUGUCAAAUUGAUUUUGUCCUAAAGCCCGUGGUGUAACAC
Molecule: messenger RNA, 1998 nt
Organism: Paramuricea clavata
Lineage: Eukaryota; Metazoa; Cnidaria; Anthozoa; Malacalcyonacea; Plexauridae
Source: the annotation of a GenBank genome assembly